Messenger RNA from Clupea harengus (Atlantic herring), 5053 nucleotides. RefSeq names its product nuclear casein kinase and cyclin-dependent kinase substrate 1a (gene nucks1a). Gene Ontology annotation, molecular function: single-stranded DNA binding; double-stranded DNA binding. The record is from RefSeq and is a predicted model, not a curated record. Gene Ontology annotation, cellular component: cytoplasm. Gene Ontology annotation, biological process: interstrand cross-link repair; double-strand break repair via homologous recombination. NCBI's taxonomy places the organism in Eukaryota, Metazoa, Chordata, Actinopteri, Clupeiformes, Clupeidae.
CUGGCCAAUAGCCGUUUUCGUCUUCAAUUCGUCGUAUUCAGUAACUGGGUAAUGGGCGGUCUUUCACCAGCUCAAUACCCGCCUAGCAGCGUAGGGUUAGGUUGCGCAUAGGUUGCAGUUUCAGUUUGUUUUAUUCACCAUUUUGAGUAGCAGAAGGUAAAAUUAAACAUAUUUCUCCUGUAGGAUACAAUUGCAAUUUAAUAUUUCUCUAGGAAGGACGGUUAGGAUUUGGUGUUUAUUUUGGCGAUAUUUCGUAUUACCCCUCGUGUCGCAGGACUGGACGGUGUUUUUUAUCUUACUGAUUCUUCUGUGCUCUUUUACAUUUGUAACCUCUACAGUAUUCCAGCAAAAUGUCCAGACCAGUGAGGAACCGGAAGGUGGUGAAUUACUCACAGUUCAACGAAUCGGAUGAUGCAGAAGAGGAGUAUGGAAAAGGUGCUGGAAAGCCUGCCAGAAAGGUUCGGGAGGUGAAACAAAAGGCAUCCAAGAACUCCCAGGAUGACAGUGAGGACUCCGAUGAUAAACGCUCCAAAUCAAAAAGUGACUCCCCAGAUACAAAAAUCUCAAAAACGUCUGUCGUAGAUGACUUUGGCAGCGAUGAAGAUAACAACUUUGGAGAAGAGGAUGAUGAAGAGGGUGGCAGUGAUUAUGAGACGAAAAAAGCCAAACCGGCGCCAAAGAGAGGAAAAGUGGAGAAACCCAGCAAACGGUCGCUGAAGAGGAAACGAGGUGGAGAUGACAGCGAUGAUGACCGGGCGGUCAGCCGAAAGGUACGUACGGUGAGGCAGGCGGCGACCAAAGCCGUGUCCAAACAGAGAGAGAUGAUCCUGGCUCCUGGCGGCAGUGAGGAUGAGGAGCGUGACGAAGAGGAACAGCCCAAUGUAGAGAAAGAGUCAGGCAGUGAUGAAGACUUCAUGAUGGACGAUGACGAUGACAGCGACUACGGACGUUCUAAGAAGAAGGGGAAGAAGGUGAUAACCAAGAGGAGCAAGCCUGAGAGGAAGGAGAAGAAAUCCCCCAAACCCAGGCUAAAGGCCACAGUAACCCCUAGCCCCAUGAAGGCCAAAGGCAAGGGCCGACCCAGUGCAGCCAAAUCCCAGGAGAAAUCCUCUCCCAAGGAUGAGGAUGAGGAUGACAUCGAGAGCCCACAGGAGGAUGACGAGCCGGAGGAGAAGAAGGCGAAGUCCCCUCCCACCUCCAAGAAGCAGAAGAAGCCGAACACCGCUGACGAGGACGACGACGACGAUGACGAAGAGGAGAACGGCUCAGAUGAAGACGGCGCAUCCGGGGAUGACUAGGCAGGCAGCCACUCUCAAGCCCCCUCCCCCUUCACCUUUUUCAUUUUUCUCCAUCUUGCUUUUCAUUCUCUCUGUCUUUUUUCAUUUUUUUUUUCUUCCUGAAGGUUUGUGUGGUUGCCUGGCUCAGUGGGUUCUGCCCAGCUCUGGUUCUGAUAAUUCUUCAUUGUUUUUUUUAUUGUUUUUUUUUUUUUUUUUUUCUUUUCACGUUUGCAGUAUGUGUGUAUGUGACUGCAUGAAUGGUGAUCUUUCGCCGUUUUAUUUAUCAAUAGAAAUUCAUGGGGCUGACCCCUGUAGCUGAAGCUCAUUUUGUCCUCUAUUGCACAAAACGUUUUUUGCUUUUGUUUUUGUUUUAGUUUUAUGUUCCAAAAACCGAAAGCUGUAAGAUUUCUCUGAAGAUUUCUCUGAAGCUCAGUUUCCUAGUCUAUCUCCGUCCUCUCUGUCAUCUCUAAGUUAACCGUAGCUGGGUUAUACGGAGGGGGAAAGUUAUGCUGCUCUGCUGGCCACAGUAUAUUUUAUUGUCUUAGUAUUUUAUUCAAUUCAAUUCUCAGCUCAAAUGUCAUUGGUCAUAGGCACAAUCCAAUUUCCUUUGUGUAGCUGCCUACGUGAUGGUGUUAAAGACAUAGGAUCAUUGUAACAGUAUGGGUUAUGGGUAUGUUAUUUGAGGAGAGUGUGGAUUGAGGGUAGUCCUCACUGGAGAUUUUGUUUUGAAUCUGUAUCUCUGGGAAACCAUGCAUCACACACACACACACACACACACACUCUCUCUUUCCCCUUGCUCUGAACUAACGGCUCUUGGGCCCACUUACAUAGGUCCCCAACAUUGUUUCUCCAAAGAAACUCGGAGGUGGAAGUGUAUGCAUGUUUUCCCAGACCUGCAGAUUCUGUCUCAAUCGCAUUGCUUCUGUGGAUUUCACCGUUUAAAAAAAAAAAAAGAGAUGUUUUUAUACAGAAACACAUUUCCCAAUUCUAAAGACUGUCCCAAUAAAAGCUCUGAAUUCUGGCUCAUGUUCUGACAUGAUGGUUUUAGGUCUUGACCUCUGGCCAUCCAGAGGUCACGGAGCUCCAAAGGAAUAUGACAUGGGUUGAGAGGGUGGGUGUAGUUAGUCUGACUAUGAUAUGACUAGUGGAUGAGGCCCUUCCUUCAGGAUGAGAUCUGAGCUCUAUUAGAAUAGCACGAGCAAUGAGUCCCAAUAACUGUAACCCUGCUAGCAGGAUCUGUUCUGAUUGGUUAGUCCUAUACCCUUUGUACUGCUCAUUAAUCGGCUGUGGUUGCGAGAUCUCAAUCUCAAUCGCCUGCCUUGGUUAGAGUGGUGACUUCAGGAAAUCCGCUGCCGGUGUCUUCAAAAGGGUCCCGCUCUUUUGUGCUUGAAAGAGUUCCUGCUCUGUUGUGCUUGAAAGAGUUCCCGCUCUAGUAACGGUUCCUGGUUAUGCAUGUAUUCCAUUCUUGGCAAAAAAAGAAGAGCCUUUUCUCAUGUGGUUCAAUUCACUGGGCCAGGCCAGGCACGUCCUCAGCAUUUUAGUACCUACAUUUAGCUUUUGUUGGUUUGGGAAAAUACAAAAAAAAAGUCCAAAAAAUCGUUUUGUUUGUUUGGAAUGUGUUUGUUUGUUUUUAUAAUUCCUCUUCUGAAUUUUUGUAAUGUUUGUUUUUUAAGAAAAGAAAUAAAAAUGUAUCUUGAUUUUAAAGAGAAAGCAUACCCUAUAUCUAUCUCUUUUACUGAAGCCUUGUGGAAAAGACCGGAUGGUCAUCUCAGACACCUUUUUUCUGUCAAUACACUCUUGCUCUACUUCCUUUGACCUCUUUUCUCUCCAUUUUUGACCGUUAUGUAUUUUGCUGUGUGUACAAACAUAACUUCAGCAACCAUCUCCUCGGCUUAAAGCACUCACUCACAAACAUUCCAUGCCCUUCCUGUGAAUACUCGUUUGCGAUGUGUGUUUCUUUGCCCAGCGUUUCUUUUCAAAACAUUAGAAGGCUACCCUUUUCUAAUAUUGAUUUAGUUUUACUGUGAUCCUGUCAUUAUGGAAGAAGGAUGAAUGAAAUGUUUACUUAAGUGUGUUAAGAGGCAAUAUCUUAUAUGUUCCUCACCUGUUGCAUUACUUGCAUCAGACCAGCAGCUCAGCUUGAGGGCCGCCGUGGAGGACUACUGUGAAUGCUGGCAUUGUUGUGGCAUUGAACCAUGAAUGUAGAUAUUUAAAUGACAUUUCCUCGCCGUGGUAGUUAGGUGCCAUCUCAUCUGAAAGCCCCAUGUGUGGUUGCCACCUAAACGUUUUCACCCAUCCCAGAGAAACAACACUGUGGUUUGGGUACAGAACAGGGCUUUUUUUUUUGCAAAUGUGAUAUGCUGGCAUGCUUUACUUUUGAGAAUACCUAAGAUGUUAAUGCUAUUAUCUUUUGUCCAGUGUUCAUCCAUGCAAAUAACCAACUGAACAAUAGACUGGAUCCAUCCGAUAGUGUUUGCACAAGAGCCUACAAACAAGCGGAAUCUAAAUGGUCAUAUUUAGAUGUUUUGUUUUGUUACUAUCCGUAUUUUCUAGGACUGGCAACAGUCCAGGUUCUGAGGCAACAUUCCCAGCCUGUUAAUUAAGGCCAAAGUUUCUUGUGAAGCUAAAUGAAAUAUUGAAACGAUCAGCUUGCGUUCUGCUGUGUGUGGUCUGAGCUGGAAUAUGGUGGCAUUUGAGUUCGGCAAGUGGUAGGAGGUUUUCUCUUUCCCUUUGAUUUCUGUGAAUGUGUAAUUUUAGAUGUUUCUAUUAAAAUCAUCUGACAAAUUGUAAUACUCAUUUUUUGCAGAUUGCUGAGUGUUGGUCUCAUGAGGCCACUCCAUGACAAAAGGACAUGUCUAGGAACAUCUUGAAUUUUUUAUUGUGAAUUACAGCAAAAUCCUCUACAAAAAGAAAAUUUCUCCUAAAACCUACCCCUCAACUUUACAUUCAGAUUUGCACUGUUCUGGUUGUCUGAGCUCUUAAGAAAGCAUGGGUUAGGAUUAUUCUUACCCACAUUACAACCAAAAUCUCCCAGAUAUAUUGUAGUAUAUAUAUCUGGCCCAAUAAGACUGGCACAAGUUCACCAGUUCUACCUUUCAAAAUGUCUCAAUGUCAAGAAUGGUUAGGAAUGGAAAAUGACGCUUCAAAUAGCAUAUAGCUGAAGAAGGCCUGAGGUGGUCAUAUACAAGGAGACCCUUGCUCGUGUGCCUGAUGGGCCUUCCUGUGAAGGCCAUUGGCUAUAGUUUAAUGGCUAUUCAGUGACUUGGGGUUCUGGUUGUAUGAAGCUUUUGUCCUAACCCUUUUUGAAGUGAAUGUACUUGUCAGUGCCACAAAGCCAUAUUGCUCCACCCUGUAGUUGUACCCUGAUUUUGGUAGUUGUGCGUGUCCUUCCCAUGCAGGUGAGGCUGUGCUUUAGGUGUGUGAGGGGGGGGGACAGACCAGAGGACCGCCUCGAAGGACAGACUGAACAAUUCACCUUUUUCCAGUCUUUCUAUAUAAAAAACAAAACAAAACAAAAAAAGAAUGGCUUCUUUUGUUAGUGUUUGUGGCGUUUCCUCUUCAAUCUUCAACUGUCCUCAUGAUGUAUGUGUGAAGAAGCUGACAUUCUCCUGUUAAGGGACCUGACAGCAUUUGGAGAGGUGUUUUUUUUUUGUGCAUGUUUAUGGGGAUGGGAGUCAUAAAGGCAAUACUGUGGGCUUAAGGGUCAAAUGACAACCACAAUGUUGAUGAUUAAUGGUUAUCCUGCCUCCAAUAAAGUCAACCUAAUUUUGUACUGA